AUGACUCAAGAGCAAACUGCACCCGCCGCUGCGGCCCCCUCGCCACCACACAACCCCUCGCACGAAGAACACCAAUAUCUGAAUUUAAUCCGAACAAUCCUGUCCCAAGGCGAGCACCGCCCCGACCGCACCGGCACAGGAACACGAUCAAUCUUCGCGCCACCACAACUGCGCUUCUCACUGUCCAAGCCCAACCCAGACAACAGCGGGUCCCCAAUCCCCGUGCUGCCGCUGCUGACCACCAAACGAGUCUUUCUGCGGGCGGUCCUCGCCGAGCUCCUUUGGUUCAUCUCUGGCAGCACGUCGUCGCAACCUCUCUCAGACGCGGGCAUUAAGAUCUGGGACGGGAACGGCAGCCGCGAGUUCCUGGAUAAGGUGGGGCUGGGCCACCGCGAGGAAGGCGACCUGGGCCCCGUGUACGGGUUCCAGUGGCGCCAUUUCGGCGCGGAGUACGUCGACGCCAAGGCCGAUUACUCGGGCCAGGGUGUCGACCAGCUCCAGGAUGUGGUGAAAAAGCUCAUCCACUCGCCAUUUGAUCGCCGUAUCAUUAUGAGCGCUUGGAACCCCGCUGAUCUGCGGAAAAUGGCGCUCCCGCCUUGCCAUAUGUUCGCCCAGUUCUAUGUCUCGUUCCCGCCGGGUAUGACUGUCGAUGAGAAGACUGGUUGCCCCUCGGAGAAGGGCAUUCUCUCGUGUUUGCUUUACCAGCGCUCGUGCGAUAUGGGGCUUGGCGUUCCGUUUAAUAUCGCCUCUUAUGCUCUGCUUACCCAUAUCCUUGCCCACGCUGCUGAUCUGCAUCCCGGCACUCUUGUGCACACUAUGGGCGAUGCCCAUGUCUAUCUUGACCAUAUCGAUGCCCUGAAUGAGCAGCUGACCCGUGAGCCGACGGAAUUCCCUGAGCUGCGGAUCAAGCGCGAGGACCGGGGGAGUGCGGUUAUCGAUGGCUGGAAGGAUGAUGAGUUCGAGGUGAUUGGGUACAAGCCGCACAAGACGAUCAAGAUGAAAAUGAGUGUUUGA
Molecule: messenger RNA, 1014 nt
Organism: Penicillium alfredii
Lineage: Eukaryota; Fungi; Ascomycota; Eurotiomycetes; Eurotiales; Aspergillaceae
Product: thymidylate synthase
Exons: 1
Coding region: 1-1014 (337 amino acids)
Biological process (GO): dTMP biosynthetic process
Cellular component (GO): cytosol; mitochondrion
Molecular function (GO): thymidylate synthase activity
Source: RefSeq, a predicted model, not a curated record